AUGGAUGAUCUACGUUUUCGUUGGUUAAAAGAUUCUAUUUAUACGAUAUUAAAUAUUGAUGAAGUAGAUCCAGCAUUUGAAGAUUUUUUGGAAGGUGAUGAUGGUGCUAAUGAAUUAGCAAUUGCAAAAUUUCUUAACGAAGCUGAUACAAAUGUUGAUGAUGAAAAUGCAUUGUUAUUCUAUAAAGAAGUGUUCGAAGAAUUACGUGAAGAACAAGUUGAAAUAACCGAAGAAGAAUGGAUUGAAGAACAACUUGCUGUUAAUCCAGAUUUUGAUCCAAAUGAAGAAGCAGCUGCUACACAUAGUGGUGUUGAUGAACAACAACAAUCAGGAGUAAAUGAUUCAUCAGCUAAUCAAACAUCACAGACAGGUGUACAAAAUGGUACGUCAGAUAAUGUUGAACAAACAGGUGAAGGAACAAAUGGUGAUGGAGAAAAUCAAACACCUGAAUCACGACCAAAACCAAAACGAUAUAGAAAUGAACUUGUUAAAUAUCUUCGUACAAUACUUUAUUUAUGUCGUGAUAUUUAUCCAUCGAAUUUAAGUAAAAAAAAUUGUGUCUAUUUUUUACGUACGACAUCAGGAACAAUAUCUGCACCAUCAUCAAUUGAAGAUACUGAUAAAACUAUGGUGAAAUAUCUUGAUUUUGGUCUAUUGAAUGGACAUACACUUCAUUUACUUGCUAAUACACUGAAUAAAGUAAGAGAAAAUUUUUAUAUAAUAGUUCAAGAUCGAAGAUGA
This is a messenger RNA of Rotaria sp. Silwood2, 741 nucleotides long. The record is from the annotation of a GenBank genome assembly. Lineage: Eukaryota; Metazoa; Rotifera; Eurotatoria; Philodinida; Philodinidae.